AUGCAGGGUCUUUAUCUCAGCCUGCUGUUAGCUGGCCUUCAGUGUUACGUGUCUUCAGAAACAACAACAUCUUCAGCUCGCUGCUCAGACUGUCAUAGCAAUGCCACCUGUGAGGAGAACGAUGGCCUUCGAAAAUGCGUGUGCAAAGAUGGGUUCGCUGGCAACGGCUUCAGUUGUUCCGAUGUGGAUGAAUGUGCCUUUCCAGGUUUGAACCUGUGUCCAGCAGGCGCCUGUGUAAAUACCUUGGGCUCAUACGUCUGCCAGUGCCCCAGUGGGUUCCUGCUUUCCUCAGAGGGUGGCUGUAGAGAUAUUGAUGAAUGCUCUACCCCCAACUUAAACCGCUGCCAUUCAUUAGCAAUGUGCACUAACCACAAUGGCAGCUAUUCCUGCUCUUGUCCCCAGGGGUUUGCUGGUGAUGGCUAUUCCUGCAGAGCAGAGAACUGCACUCUAGAAUCCUGUGACUCUGGAGCUGACUGCUUCAAAACCGAUGCAUCCCGCAUCUGUGCUGACCCUUGUUCAAAUUACGAUGUCCUUGACAAUUACUGGCGCAGCACCUCCUAUGGGGCUGGAAGCAACUGUGAUAGUAACAAAGUAGGCUGGUAUCGAUUUAUAGGCAUAGGUGGGGAGCGCAUGCCAGAAGCCUGUGUACCAACAUACAGGUGCAACACUGAUGCACCACUGUGGUUAGAUGGAUCACACCCUUCCAUCGAUGCUGGGAUAGUCACUCGUAGUGCUUGCGCCCACUGGUCAAAUAAGUGCUGCUACUGGUCAACCGACGUACAGAUAAAGGCUUGCCCUGGUGGAUAUUUUGUAUAUAAACUUAAUGGAACACCAGCCUGUUCUCUGACGUACUGCACAGAUCCUGCCUAUGUUGGCAACCCAUGCUCUUGUAAUGCAGAAGAGGAAUGUAAGCUAAUAAAUGGAAGCUGGGGUUGUUACUGCAGAAAGGAAUCCAACAACACAGAUAUCAGAAGUUUGCAACCUGAGCUAGAUUGUGGUACAAGUCAAAUCAAGGUGUCACUUAGUAAGUGCCAACUGGAAAACGCUGGAUUCCAAGAAAUAAUCAUGUACUUGAAAGAUGACAAGUGUGCUGGCUUUGAGGAACAUAACAAUAGAAGUUUGGUGUCAGUGGUGACUCCAACGCAGGCUGGAAAGUGUGGAACACUACUAACGAAAAAUGCAACACAUGCCACCUACAGCAACACUCUUUAUCUGGCAGAUGGGAUUAUUGUUAGAGACAAUGAAAUAAAUAUUAAUUUUUACUGCUCCUACCCACUGGAUAUGAAACUCAGUCUUAAAACAGCCAUUGAGCCUGUUAUAAGUUCCAUCAAUAUCAGCACUGGCGGCACUGGAAUGUUCACAGUGCGAAUGGCUCUGUACAGGGAUCAAAAUUACACUUCGCCUUUUGAAGGCUCAAAGGUUGUGUUAUCAACAGAUGACAUGCUAUAUGUAGGCAUAAUGUUUGAUGAUGGAGACACAUCCCAGUUUGUCUUGCUGAUGGAGAGUUGUUAUGCUACCCCUACAAAAAACGCUACUGAUCUGACCAAGUAUUUCAUCAUUCAAGAUGGGUGUGCAAACAGACAGGACUCUGCUAUAUCAGUAGAAGAAAAUGGUGUCUCAACUCAAGGACAGUUUUCCCUUCAGAUGUUUAAGUUUGUUGGGAACCAUAACCUUGUUUACCUACACUGCCAAAUACAUCUCUGCGAUUUCAGCACUGAAGCAUGCAAACCUUCCUGCUCCAGAAGAAGUCAUGUUGGGCAGCAACAAGAAGAGAGCUACGCUUUGGAAGUGGGACCCAUUGCCCGCCAAGGUUUUGAGUUUCUCGCAGACAGCAGUUUCUCUCUCAGCUUUGGUUUACAUGCUGCUUGGUCAGUGAUCGUACCUGGCAUUAUGGCUCUGGCUCUCCAUGCAUUUCCAUAAUAAAGAGGGCUAUCAACUUGGUGAAGAGGUUUUAUGUGUACGAGGAAUGAAGUAACAUUAAGAAUUCAUAACAGUGCUCUUUGCCUAUCAUUAGAAGGAGGGGGUGGAGAAUAUGGCAGAGAUAAUUAUAUGGUAUGUGGUUUCUUCCUUUAAAAGAAAAGCAUGGAUUUGUAUUUUUCUUACAAGAGAAGCCAUUCAUUUUGUAGUUGCAAAUAUUUUGGCUUUACAAAAUAUACCAUUUUGUAAAGCAAGACCCUCUUAGAUAUACCCCGUACACUUUCUCCCAAAGGAUCUGAAGUGUAUUCAUUCCACUCCAUGUAUGUCCAGUCAUCUCUGGGGUGGAAGACAGAAAUUAACAGCUCACGCCACAGUCUGUGUGCAAUCCAGGGAGAAAAGACUUGGUCAAGGCUUGAGGAUGUAUAUGGACUGUGAGGCUUACCUCCAGCUCAAAACCUGCUCUUAGUUACAACAGUACAACUUCCAGAAGUCGGUACACUGCAUUGGCAUAAGUGGAAGCUGAAUUUGACCGAUAAUUUUAAUUUUCAUCAGCAAAGUGAAUACAUUCAAUUAACUAACUUAAUUGAAUUCUUUUUCAGUAACAAAAACAAAACUGAAACAGAUGUCAUUACUGUUAACUGAAUUGGACCGAGUAAGCCUGCGAGAACUACUAUUGUCCACCUUACUUAGACCCAAGAGAGACCAUUCAUUUUUUAGUCUGAUUUAGAUUAAUCCUAAAUCUGAUUUUUUCUGGGUACUAAAUUACAUAUAGUAUAUAUGUUUAAUGAUUUAUAGACUGCAAUAUGGCCUAACUCCCACAGUUCUUCCAUGGGAAUCCGUCUUUUCUCUCUUACUCCUUUGAUAAUUUCAGUCUAUAUUCUUAAAAUCUAACUUCUGCUUGCUUUAUCCACUACUUCCUAGGAAGGUGAGAGGAAUUUACUUCCUAAGUUAACUACUUUAUGUGACAAUAUUAAAGAAAGAAGAACCACAUCCUGCUUUCUACUGCAGCUGGGCAAACCAGUCAAGUCAUUGGUAUGGUGCAGUGCAUCAGAAUGGCAUCUGGCCCCUAGAGUAUACUGUGUUAGAAACUGAUAAUGUAUGAAUACCAUGAUUGGUAUAAUCAUUGGUGGAAGCACAAGAAAUGUUCAUAAUCAUUUUAAA
Molecule: messenger RNA, 3078 nt
Organism: Gavialis gangeticus (Gharial)
Lineage: Eukaryota; Metazoa; Chordata; Crocodylia; Gavialidae
Gene: UMOD
Product: uromodulin
Exons: 10
Coding region: 1-1920 (639 amino acids)
Biological process (GO): neutrophil migration
Cellular component (GO): apical plasma membrane; cell surface
Molecular function (GO): calcium ion binding
Source: RefSeq, a predicted model, not a curated record